CUCGUCGCCUGCUUGUGGGCAUGGUCGAGUUUAGCUGAAUUUGUUUAUUUUCAUCGUGCGCAGUGCCCAACAGGAAUAUACGAGAUAAACUGCUUUUUCAGAUCUGCUGCCUCCUCUGUUGUUCAUUCUUAUGAGCCGCAAAUCCCCGCGGCCACGUCGCUAACUCUAAAUCGUAAUUCAAGCGCUAACUUCAGCUAUAAGCCAGGUACCCUGGCUGUUGCGAAGAUAUCUGUAGUUUGUGCAGCACACGCUGAGAUUUAUAACAGACCUCUUACAUACACCUCCAGGACUCGUCGCAGUUUGAUCGUAUACACCAUGACAAACGCGCUGCUCGAUGGAAAGAAGGUUCAUGCACUUAUAAGUGCCGUCGGCGCCAACAGGGAUCGUUUACGACAAAGUAUCGACGGAUUACGGCAAUUGCACGACCGGUGGCAGGAUCACAAUGACACUUCAAUCAAUCUUAUCGCGCAACUGGCAGCGCUGAAAUCGAACUUUGACAACAUGCUAGACGCCAUGAACUAUGCGAUCAACGACAUGCACCCGCAACUACUUUCUGACUUGGACGUUUUGAUGACUUCAUGCGCCCUGCUUGUGCGGCAUCUGGAUGAUUUGAUUGAGCGACUCAGACAGUCUAAUCAUGAUGCUAUGGACUGUGCCAUCAAAUUGAGGUACACAAUAGGCAGUAGGACAAUGGAGAGGUUGAGAAAAGUUGCGCAGCGGCAAACAGAGGCUGUAACAAUAUUAGUCGCGGCAUGCAACUGUCAUGCCAAAGCGCAGCGCAAGAUUCUACUUCACAAAGGCCGCCAUAUCAAGGAGGAAGACGUCACAUCCCUCAAGAUGUUAGCGCGAUCAUCAAAGUGGAAUGGCGGGUGUAUCAGAGCCCUCACGCAGGUCUCUCGAACCAUCCAAUGUUCGAAAUACUUCCUCAAUUCGAAGAUUUUACGGAACGGGUCAGACUAUGUAUUGACUGGAGAGGAUUACGAGAGUGCCGCAGCAAUGAUACGCUCGGAAGCAAUCGAUCGUGUUUUGCAAGGCGACGCGACUACUCUUCGUCGAGAAACGAAGAUCGUACUUAUGGGCGCCACUCAAAGUGGCAAACAGCUCAUCAUGCGUCAAAUGAAAGCUCUCUAUGCUGGAGGCUACUACACAACUAGCGAGCGCACCAGCUAUUGUCAAGACGUACGCUCGACGAUUCGACUGCUUGUUCACGCUAUCAUCGAUCUGCUGAAAGAUACAGGUAUCAACCUUUCACGAGACCUGAACCGAGACUUUGCCGUCUUGCUCCACGAAGUGGAAACGGAGGAUGUGCAACACAUUACGCCCGCAGCUGCUGAGGCAAUUGAGAACAUCUGGAUGUGUUCGGUCUUCUCCACAAUCUACAUCCGCAACUCUGAAAUUCGCUUUCCACAGUAUGCAUCAUACUUUGCGCAAGAGACCUCGAGAAUUGCCGAAAACGAAUACAUUCCAUCCGAGGCAGAUAUCAUCCGUUUAGACCAAUCGGAAGGAGGCAUUAAGGAAUUGCGUUUCAGCUGGGACGAAUUGGAUGUCCAUCUUUUCAAUAUCGGCGGCCACAUUCCAGAUCAGUUCCGCAAGCGCUGGUUCCACCAACUCGAAGGGACAGCUUCGCUCAUCUACACAGUUGAUGUCUCCCUCUACGACCAGCCCUACUUGGGCUCUUCCACCGAUUCAUGGCUUCUAAGCGACUUUGAGAUCUUUGAAGAACUCGUGAACUGGGAGAAGUUCAAAGAUUCGUCCGUCAUCCUAGUCCUCAACAACUUCAGCCGCUUCUGCGAAAAACUGCAACACACGCCGCUUUCUGUUUUCUUCCCAGACUACACGCCCAACGAGGCUGAUCCGGACACAUCCGCACGUCAGUACAUCCUGCGCCGAUUCAAAAACGUCAAUCAGAGGGGUCUGUCCAUCUACUCGUUCUGGGUUGACCUCGAUAUGGGCGACAAUCAGAAUUUAUACGCCGCACUCAAGAAGACACUGUUGCAUAUCCAGCAACGAAAAGCUAAGGAGGAAGUCAUGAAUGCGCAUACAAGUAGAAAUCGCUCAGACAGUACGGUACUCAGUUCACUGUUAAGGCGAAGUGAGUCUACUUAGAACGGGUCGAACGUAGGCUCUCACAAGUCAAAGAGUCCAAUGCAUGGCAGGUAGACUAAUUAGACCUGUGAGAGCACAAGUUGACGAUGAGGUUGGAUAUUCUGCCCUCGGGUUCUUUUGCUAGCGUAGGGGUCUUUGGGCUACACGACACCAUAGCAUGCAUGGGAGGAUCAAUUUGAUGAGUACAUCAAGCGAUAUAAUGUUGUAAUUUUCUUCCUUGAACUCAGCCUACGGACAGGCUACGAGAAUAC
Molecule: messenger RNA, 2357 nt
Organism: Dothidotthia symphoricarpi CBS 119687
Lineage: Eukaryota; Fungi; Ascomycota; Dothideomycetes; Pleosporales; Dothidotthiaceae
Product: guanine nucleotide-binding protein-like protein alpha-3 subunit
Exons: 2
Coding region: 316-2106 (596 amino acids)
Biological process (GO): adenylate cyclase-activating G protein-coupled receptor signaling pathway
Cellular component (GO): heterotrimeric G-protein complex
Molecular function (GO): GTPase activity; guanyl nucleotide binding; G protein-coupled receptor binding
Source: RefSeq, a predicted model, not a curated record